Messenger RNA from Hipposideros armiger (great roundleaf bat), 4814 nucleotides. It is a transcript of the gene ESR2, whose product is annotated as estrogen receptor 2. Gene Ontology annotation, cellular component: nucleus. Lineage: Eukaryota; Metazoa; Chordata; Mammalia; Chiroptera; Hipposideridae. The record is from RefSeq and is a predicted model, not a curated record. The transcript has 9 exons. Gene Ontology annotation, biological process: estrogen receptor signaling pathway; regulation of DNA-templated transcription; cellular response to estradiol stimulus. The coding region runs from base 98 to 1750 and encodes 550 amino acids. Gene Ontology annotation, molecular function: zinc ion binding; steroid binding; sequence-specific DNA binding.
GGGGAACAGAACUCCGGGAAAAGCACGCAUCUGCACUUUAGAGAUUGCUCUGCGGGUAAGCCAUUAUACCUGCCCAUGAGACUCUGAGAACAUCAUAAUGUCCCUUUGUGGCUCUUCUCACAAGGAGUUUUCUCAGAUGUUACCUAUCCAAGACAUGGAUAUCAAAAACUCACCAUCUAGCCUUACUUCUCCUGCCUCCUACAACUGCGGUCAACCAGUCCUUCCCCGGGAGCACGGCCCCAUAUAUAUACCUUCCCCCUAUGUAGACAGCCACCAUGAAUAUUCGGCCAUGGCAUUCUAUAGCCCUGCUGUGAUGAAUUACAGCAUUCCCAGCAGUGUCAAUAACUCGGAAGGUGGACCUGGUCGACAGACCACAAGCCCAAAUAUGUUGUGGCCAACUCCUGGACACCUCUCUCCUUUAGCAAUCCAUUGCCAGUCGUCACUUCUGUAUGCGGACCCUCAAAAGGGUCCUUGGUGUGAAGCAAGAUCACUAGAACACACCUUACCUGUAAACAGAGAGACACUGAAAAGGAAGGUUAGCGGGAACAGCUGCACCAGCCCUGUUACUACUAGUCCACGUUCAAAGAGGGAUGCCCACUUAUGUGCAGUCUGCAGCGACUACGCGUCGGGCUAUCACUACGGAGUCUGGUCAUGUGAAGGAUGUAAGGCCUUUUUUAAAAGAAGCAUUCAAGGACAUAACGAUUACAUUUGUCCAGCCACAAAUCAGUGUACAAUAGAUAAGAACCGACGCAAAAGCUGCCAGGCCUGCCGGCUUCGGAAGUGCUAUGAAGUGGGAAUGGUGAAGUGUGGUCCCCGGAGAGAAAGGUGUGGGUACCGCAUAGUACGAAGGCAGAGAAAUUCUGACGAGCAGCUGCACUGCCUGAGCACAGCCAGGAAAAAUGGUGGACCUGUGAGCCGCGUGAAGGAGCUGCUGCUGAGCGCCCUGAGCCCAGAGCAGCUGGUGCUCACGCUGCUGGAGGCUGAGCCGCCCAACGUGCUGGUCAGCCGCCCCAGCACGCCUUUCACCGAGUCCUCCAUGAUGAUGUCCCUGACCAAGCUGGCCGACAAGGAACUGGUACACAUGAUCAGCUGGGCCAAGAAAAUUCCGGGCUUUGUGGAACUCAGCCUGUAUGACCAAGUGCGACUCUUGGAGAGCUGCUGGAUGGAGGUGCUGAUGGUGGGGCUGAUGUGGCGCUCCAUCGACCACCCUGGCAAGCUCAUCUUUGCUCCAGACCUCGUUCUAGACAGGGAUGAAGGGAAAUGCGUGGAAGGAAUUCUGGAAAUCUUUGACAUGCUCUUGGCAACGACUUCAAGGUUUCGUGAGUUGAAACUCCAACACAAAGAGUAUCUCUGUGUCAAGGCCAUGAUCCUCCUGAACUCCAGUAUGUACCCUUUAGUUUCAGCAGCCCAGGAGGCUGAGAGCAGCCGGAAGCUGACUCACUUACUGAACGCCGUGACCGAUGCUCUGGUCUGGGUAAUUGCCAAGAGCGGCAUCCCCUCCCAGCAGCAGUCCGUCCGCCUGGCUAACCUGCUCAUGCUCCUUUCUCACGUCAGGCACGCCAGUAACAAGGGCAUGGAGCACCUGCUGAACAUGAAGUGUAAAAACAUGGUCCCCGUCUACGACCUGCUGUUGGAGAUGCUGAAUGCCCACACGCUUCACGGGCACAAGGCCUUGGCCACAGGGUUCGAGUGCAGCCCAGCGGAGAAGAGUAAGAGCUACGAGGGCUCCCAGAACCCCCCGUUUCAGUGACACUCAGCCCUGAGGUGAAGGGGCUGCAGAGGUCAACGGCUGAAGUGUGAACUCCAGUGAGAACCGUGAGCCCCAUCGGGAGUCGGUGGGCUUUGUCUUUCUGUGUGGCCCCUCCUUUAGUUAUAGCAGGCUCAGUCAUGCACCAUACCCCUUACUACACCUCCCCACUUCCCAGGAGUCAGGGUGAGAAAGCCAGUUUUCCUUGUUACUAGGAGGCGCAUUGGAACGCAGAGUUUUUGUUUUGCUGGGCCUCACAGGAUAUCAGUGUGGUCCCUGUCUUACUUCCCAUCUCCGCUCCACCCCUUGGGGAAACAGCUCAAAGGUUUAGGAAUGAAUGGUGGAGAUCUGACCUGGAAGGGUUUAUAAAACAGAAAGGGGAGAAUGUGGCACACUCACAGGAAGUGGACUAAUCUUUAUUGUGAGACCUAAAGACCUUUGUAAGCUUUCUCUGGAUCAUGAUUGUAGGAUUGAAAACCACGAUGACAAUCAACUGAGUUUCGCCUAUCUCACAGGCCUGUGAGGACCGAUUUCAGGGCUAUUAUUCUGUUGAAGGACAGUGGGAUUAUGACCUUUGGAGACAGCGGUCAAGCUGGGAUGUGAACCGCAUUCUUCCCCUCAAACCUUGCUGCCACCUUCAUGCAGGUUCAUCCCUCCUGAUGUGCAUUCAGAGAGUGUGCUGCUUAUUUGGGGUGUAUGUGCGUGCGCGCGCGUGCGUGCAUGUGUGUGUGUGUGUGUAUGACCAGUUUCAUGGAGGAUUGUGAUUUAAAUCUCCCCGCUCCCGGAAUUGCCCUUCCUUAAAACUCUUAUCCCAAGGGGCCCGGUGUUGUGCUAGAGGAAGGUCCUGUGUUUGCAGGAAUGGGUUCUCCCCUGUGGGUGUGGGUGAUAGUCACACUUUCCUGGGGCAGCCACCACUGCCCCGUCAGCCAUCCAGAGGAGACAGGGACAAGUCAGGCUGUGUGUAUGAGGCACACUAUUCCACAGAAGGGUGAACAGCUGCACACAUGGCAGUGUGUCAAGUUCAGGGCCAAACUGUGUGGACUUGAGGAGCAUACCACUUGGAACAAGACUUGGUUUGUGAACUCCACUUAAAAUAGAGAAAUAUCCAGUAAUUAUUUUUAGUCAUUAAGAAUUUACACCCUAGGGAUCUUUUAAGAUAUUUUCUUAUCAGAACAUUUUUAUGGUGGACUGGAUGAAAUAGAAACUUAGUAAAAUAUUAGUUCUUAUUCCAAGUGGAACAUAAAUGGGACAUAAUAAAGCACCUUUGAAAUUAUAAUUUUAACUUUUUAAAAAUGGAAAUUUUCAUACAAAUUUUCAGGAACACAGUGAAUGUGUAGAAUGACCUACAUCUGUAUUUUGAAAGUGAGCAAUUAAAUAAUCAUCUGUGAUUUUUGUGAAAGUGUUUUAAAAAAAUUACCUUGUGCUAUGAGAUUAAACAUUUUCUUUUUGAAAAUAGAUUUACUUUGGCUAGCACAUUCUGUAUUUACUAAGUCAUUAGGAAGAUUAAAUUUAAUGUUAUAAAGGUUGAUUUCUGCUAGCUGAGAGCUUGAAUAAGUCUUAAUUUUGGUAUCAGUAUAAUUUUACUAAAGCUCGAGCAAAACUGUUUCAGAAACAUUGGGACAUCAUAUCCCUCGAGAACACAUCAUUGUAUUCUGAGAUGGUUUGAAACUAUUCUUAGUGAUUCAAUAUUACAGCCUUAGUGAGAUUCAGGACAGAAAAUAAGCUUGAUUUUAUAGGGACCAGGGAACCAGUGUUAUCUGGAAGGUCAGUCUUUCUUUCUUUCUGGCUAGUUUAGAAUCCCCCAUGAUAAACAGAGGGUUGCAAGGCUACAACGUGGGUAGUGGGAGGUAAAGAAAGUAGCCUUGAACAAUUAAUUGCUAAUGGAAUUCUCUUAAUUGUAUUUAUAAAAGAGGUUAAAAAAAUAGGUUAAAAAACCAAAACAGAAUGAGGUCCAAGCCAUGGAUGGCUGCAUUAGUAUGUAGUGAAGUUCUUUAGGUUGAAUUGUGAUGAUGAGGCAGUCACCAGAUUGGACUCAGGCGUCCAGGUGCCCUUGCACGCCAGCUCCUGUGUUUACCUAGACUAGUGCGUGCUCUUACAGAAACUCAGCAGUGCCCAUUACUCGUUUUUCACAGAUAUUCCUGCAUGCUUCUUGAGGCUGCUCCUUUCACUGCACUUGGAUUUAGCUUGUCAGGAGGAUGUAGCUGUUCUGGUAAUUUCUUCUUGGCUCAGGUCUCACCUGCGUGUACUGGGGAUACAGGUUCGUCAGUCCAACCUGAGAGGCCUCCUGGGUGCAAGGAUGUCUCUUAGACUGGGGUCCAGGCCAAGCGGGCAGUUGAGAUAACAUGGUCUGUAGUUUAAAGGUGCUCUUUGUUUUGUUUUGAAUAUUCUAGGGCCCUUUCCCCCUUUCAGAUGAAGUGUUUUGAGUCUUGUCUGCUCCAAACAUGUCCUCUAAGGAAGACACCAGUGUGCAAGGUCAGGCUGCUUUCACAUGUUCUGGGUAAACCCUCAGUGUCCAUCUCAAAGAUUAGUCAUUUCUUUUAAUAGUGCUUGCUUUCAAAUGUCUUCUUUGGGGAGGGUGUUCCCCAUCCCCCGAAGGUCCAUGGGCAACUUAAAAUUCUCCCAUAGCUACGCAAGGAUUUGUGUUUUCAGGUUCAGUUUUUAAAGGUAAUUAACUAGAGGGAAUAGGACCUGACAAUAGGAGUUGAGUACUGAAAAACCAAAAACACAAUCAGUUACAUUUUAUGUAUGAUGGAAAACUGAUCAUCGGCUUUGCCUCAGGCUUUUGUGGCAAGAUUCCCUUCCUCCAUUUUGAUCUUUAAGUGAUUAUUUAAUGUGACAGACUUCAUUUGUGGGAGAGGAGUGAGAUUUGGGCUUAAUUCCAAACACAAAUCUCUAAUAUGGAGUCAUAUAGACAAAUUUAAUUAAAUAAUUUCCAUGAAAUAGUCUUAAUAUAGACAUUAGAACAGUGUCCACUCAGGUUCUUGGGAGAGAGCUGGCAAUUCCUACAGAGGACCUGUGUGGGCACUCCCAGGGGAGCAGUGCAGUGAGUUUUUUUUUUUUUUUUUCU